GCGAACAGGAUGGGGCCUAAAAUAGAUCCUUGGGGGACACCACAGUAAAGCGGGGCAGAAGAGGAGGUGGCGUCCCCCAGCCUGACAGAGAAGGACCUCUCAGACAGACCUCAAUGAAGCACAUCGUCCUCGUGAGCAGGAGGAUGAACCACAGUCCUCCAACAUACAUGAGGAAGAAGAGGUACCACAUUCCCAACAUAUCAAAGAGGGAGGAGAGGAGCCACAAUCCCCCCCCCCCCCCCCACAUUAAAGAGGAAGACGAGACGCCACAGACCCAUAAUGUUAAACUGACCCUUCACAUUAAAGGGCAAGCGGAGGACCCACUGAUCUCACACAUCAAAAAUGAAGAGGAGGACCCACUGACCCCUCACUUUAAGGAGCAAGAGAACCUGCUGACCCCUCACAUUAAAAAGGAAGAGAUGGACCCACAGACCCCCUACUUUAAAGAGGAAGAGGAGGACCAAGAGGCGCCGCACAUUAAAGAGGAAGAGGAGGAAGAGGGCAUCAGUCAGCCUAAAUGGUUGGAGGAGUUCCCAGUGACUGGUGUCCCUGUGAAGAGUGAAGAUGAUGAGGUGAAAGGUGAAAGUGAGGAGAGGGGAGGGGGGGAGCCUCCAAGCAGCAGCUCAACACAACACAUGACAACAGAAGCUGAUGGAGACCACUGUGGAGGAUCACAAGCAGACAAGCUCUUAGCUCCACUAUCAGAUAGUGAGGACACAACGUCACACUCUCCUGACACUGAUGAUGAAGACUCUAAAGAUGAUAAGACAUGUCACACUGACAACACUCACUUCACAUCUUCUCUCUGUCACAAAACCUUUAAAUACCAUAGUUAUCUGAAAGUACACGUGAGAACACACACUGGAGAAAAACCUUUUUCCUGUUCAAUCUGCGGUAAAGGUUUUACAGAAAGUCAACAUUUGAAAAGACACAUGCGAACACACACUGGAGAAAAACCUUUUUCCUGUUCAACCUGUGGUAAAGGUUUUACACAAAGUACAGAUGUGAAAGUACACAUGAGAACACACACUGGUGAAAAACCUUAUGUCUGUUCAAUCCGUGGUAAAGGUUUUACACAAAGUCCAUAUUUAAAAGUACACAUCAGCAUACACACAGCUGAAAAACCUUAUGUCUGUUCAAUCUGCGGUAAAGGUUUUACACAAAGUCAAUAUUUGAAAGUACACAUGAGCACACACACUGGUGAAAAAACUUUUUCCUGUUCAAUAUGUGGUAAAGGUUUUACACAAAGUCAGGAUGUGAAAGUACACAAGAGAACACACACUGGUGAAAAAACAUUUUCCUGUUCAAUCUGUGGUAAAGGUUUUACACAAAGUCAAUAUUUGAACCUACACAUGAGAAGACACACUGGUGAAAAACGUUUUUUCUGUUCAACCUGUGGUAAAGGUUUUACAAAACGUCAAGAUGUGAAAGUACACACUGGUGAAAAACCUGUUUCUUGUUCAAUCUGUGGUAAAGGUUUUACACAAAGUCUAUAUUUGAAAGUGCACAUGAGAACACACACUGGAGAAAAAUCACAUUCAUGUUCAAUCUGCAACAGAAGCUUUUGUCAACGAUCAAAGCUUGUAGCACACAUGAGAAGACACCCAGGAGAGAAAGUGUUGAGUUGCAGUGUGUGUGGUGAAAGAUUGUCUUCUAAGUAGCAGUGUAAGAAACACAAGUGUGCUGGUGAGAACAGCAGCAGCAAAUGAAACUGCAGGAUUUGAAAUAAACUGUCCAGACUUUCAUUUUGACUUUCUAACAACAUCAGCACAUAUAACAUGUGUGACAUUGUUGUUUGUCUAACAAUCUGUUUAAUAUGAUCUUUACAUUUAUUGCUGAGAUAUUUUAUGACAGUGCUUUUUUCAGUCAAAUACAUGCAUAAAUAUGCAACAUUGUGUACUUUUAUUAAAACAUGGACAGAACAAUUUGAGUAAAAAGGUGGGAAUAAACAGUACGGGACAUAUUUUACAUGCAAUAAUCAUUUAAUGGGUGUAUAUAUAUAAAUAUAUGUAUAUGUGUGUACGUAUAUAUGUGUGUAUGUAUAUGCAUAUAUAUUCAGCAUACAAUUUUAGACUUAUUCAUAUGAAAUAUUGAAGUAUUACAUAUUUGUAUUUGUAAUUGUUAAUAAUCCCAUAGAUUAUCACCUUUAUAUGAUAUACAUAUGUACUGGUUCACAUCUGAAACAUCUUCUGGACCACUUCAGGAAGCAUAUUAUUAUUUACUUUAUACAUCAUUUAAACAGUUGUCUUUUAUACAAUUGUAAAAUGUGUGACUUUUUCAAUCAUCUCUUGGGUCUCUAUAAUCUAUUUUAUUCAUUAUCCUUAUUACGAUUGUGUAUUAUGAUUGUGUUGUGAUUGUUUUAUAUGUAUGUCCCCAGACCUUUAUGCAAUAUAAAAGUGAGAGAAAAUGUCUGAAUUGUUUGUGGAAGGAUGGCUUUGUUUUUACUUACAUUUGUGGAUACAUCAAAUAAAUCCAGUAUUGUGUUUUAAAUAUUUUUAUGUUUUUUUUUGUUUUUUUAACAUCCCCAAAACAACAUCAAUAUCAGUCAAAGUUUGGAGUGUCAGACAAAAGCCAAUAUUGUACAUCAUCCCACAGAGAUUUACUUUGCAUACAUUCUUAAAAUAAACUGUUUAUUUUGUUUCCCUAUCACAAAAACAAACAAGUGUUGUCGUCAAUUGCAAAACAACAUCCUAAAAAAUAUUUUA
Messenger RNA from Nerophis ophidion (straightnose pipefish), 2705 nucleotides. RefSeq names its product oocyte zinc finger protein XlCOF22-like. The transcript is spliced from 2 exons. The coding region runs from base 114 to 1661 and encodes 515 amino acids. Lineage: Eukaryota; Metazoa; Chordata; Actinopteri; Syngnathiformes; Syngnathidae. The record is from RefSeq and is a predicted model, not a curated record.